Molecule: messenger RNA, 2250 nt
Organism: Pseudozyma flocculosa PF-1
Lineage: Eukaryota; Fungi; Basidiomycota; Ustilaginomycetes; Ustilaginales; Ustilaginaceae
Exons: 1
Coding region: 1-2250 (749 amino acids)
Source: RefSeq, a predicted model, not a curated record
AUGCUGCCUAGCGCCACAGACUACCCAAUGGCGGGCACCUAUGGUCAGGUCCGGGCCGGCCAGGCUGUCUCUUCGAAAGAAGAGGUCGCCCGCGCCGCCCUCCGCUCCCUCGCCGGCCCCACAUUGCCUGGUCCGCCGCCGACCCACCAGACUUCUGGCUUCCUAUUCCCCUCACCGGGAGUGCCACCACUGCCCCCCGAUGCGGCAUACCCUUCCCUCCCUCUGCCGCAGCGUGGCCUCCAUCCCAGCGACCCACACCACGAAGGGCCACCCAGAGGCGCCCCUCUUGCGGCGCAUGACAUGGACGUGGAUGUUGCAAAAGGGCUCGCGGAUCGUCGCCCGGAAGCUUCGCAACCAUACCCCUCCGCCGGCGAUGGCUCGUACUUUGGACUUCCAAGCCUAACCGCCUCGCCAACAACAUCGCCGCGCCUCGAGGCCGACGGACUUCCGCUCGACGGCGACCGGUAUCCGCGCGACCCGCCCAGCCUAAGCAUCUCUUCUUCGGCCUCGACGCCCAACCAGGACGUCGCGGCACCGCCGUCCGAGGAUCGCGAAGGCACUCUGCGUCGAGUUGCCACGUCCUUAAGACUCGGCAUCGACGACGUGAGGAGCGUCGCACAGCACUACCAGGCGCACCUCUCCUUCCGCUACGGUCCCGCGACGACCGCGUCCUCUGCAAUGGCUCAGCGGAUCGACCCGGCAGUCGCCCGAAUGAUUGUCGACGCCUUGAGGCAAGAGGAGGACAGAGAUUCACGAGUCGGCGCCUUCCGCGAAGCCUACAUCCAGCACAGCCAGUAUCAGCACCAGCACCAGCACCGUCAUCAGCACCCGCACCCACCAGCACUGCGACAGCACCGGCACGAACCAACUUGCAGCGACGAGAAGAUGGUCGAUCCGCGACCGCCGCCGCCUCCUGGCCAAGUCUGGGCAAGCGAUCGCAACCGCUCCGACUGGCGGAGCGCGCCGCGGCAGCGACCCGCGCACAGUCACACCUUCGACGAAGCACCCCGAGACGACCGCCGACGUCCGCACGAGCCUUACGCUGCGCAACUGGCGGGACCUUCGCAGGAGGGCUAUCGAUCCAUUCUAGCCGGCUCGGCGUCUCCGCGAUCAAGCAUCGCAGGCGACACUGUCCUGUCGGCCUCUCCGCGCUCCUCGUCGCCCUCCCCUUUUGCCUUUGACCCGCUCCGGCGACCGUCGCUGCCGCCCCUCAGCGCCAUGUCACUCCACGAGCCGACGUCUGCGGCGUCCAACCGCUCUUCCCUCGACUCGGGCGCCAGCAGCCCGAGGCAAAGCUGGUAUAGCGCCGCUGGCAGCGAGGCCCUCGCCUCGCCCCGUCUCUCGUACCCCUCUGGACUCCAUGCUGCGCGCAAGGGGCGCUCCAUAGACGACUAUCUCGAGUCGGCAUCGACGUCGAGUCGGAGGGUCCGACGUCCGAAUCGGACGCGAGACUCGCUCGGCCUGCUCCCAUCAGAGCUCGAAGGAUCUGCGCUGGCAUCGAGCCGGCAUCCGUUCCAGCCGUACCCUGCGGUCCCCGGCCGACAUUCGAACCCUCUGCAGCUGACGCAGACCCAGUCUUGGUCGCCGAGCGGCUCGCCCGCUCUGGCAGAGUCGCCGCUGCAUCUCGUGUCUGGGCUGCCUCGUCGCUCGCAGGCGGCCGUCGCGUCGACGUCGACCUUCCGAGGCCCAUCCUACCAGCAGGCCGGCGCAAUGAGCUUCACGCCGUCGCCUUCGUUGGGGGGCCACGAGCAGAACCUGUGGGGUUCGCCCAGCAUAAAGUCCGAGACGAGCGAUUCGCCCAGGCAGCUCGAGUUUAUCGGUGAUGGCGCUCGCCGCGACGCUAGCCGGGAGCGGCACGGCGGCUUGGCUGCCGAGCAGCAUCCUUCCCGUGCCGUGGCGGAGACUGCGGCCGUCGCACCGACUCCAGCAGUGGCCGCAGGGGGCCCAGCGAAGAAGCCACGCGGUCGUGCCAUCCGCGCCCGAACCUUGGCAUCGGCAACGACUUCGGGGACCUCUUCGGAAUCUGCACCGGCGUCUUCAACGUCCUCUCCGCAGCCUUCGACGGUUGCCGGACCGCUCUCGCGCGAGGAGAUUAUGAAGCGGCUCCAACUCAAGGUGAAGGCCCGGCUCGCCGCGAAGGAACAGGGCACGGCGACUUCUUCUUCGCCGCCCGAGCCGUCGACAAAGGUUGGCGCCGCUGCCGCCGGCAAGACUGCAAAGGCAGCCAAAGGCGUCGCCGGCCAGCGGUGA